Punica granatum (pomegranate) is the source of this 1560-nucleotide messenger RNA. The record is from RefSeq and is a predicted model, not a curated record. NCBI's taxonomy places the organism in Eukaryota, Viridiplantae, Streptophyta, Magnoliopsida, Myrtales, Lythraceae.
CUAUGACCUUGUCGUCUUGCCAACUCGGCCGAUUGUGGCUGCAAAUUAACGGCGGGGGAGAAGAAUCCUCCCAAUUGUCCGUCGAGGUUGAGAGAGAGAGGGAGAGGUGGAGGUAGAGAGGGCUGUGAAAUGGCAACCCUAGCCUCCUUCCUCUCCUCUCCUCUUCUCCUUCCGACGCGCCAUCUCUAUCGGAAGAAUCACCGUCACCCCCACCUACUUUUUCACAGCUCUCACUUCUUCUCGGUCUCUUCGCCUCGAAUCUGCCCGGCGCCGAGGACGAUCCGGAGCCCGAUAGUCCGCUCCUCGUCUGCCGGCGCCCCCUUUGACGAGCUGAAUUGGAGCGAAGACUCCCUCCCCGACAUCUCUUCCAAGAAAUCAGUCCUUUCAGCUUUGGUACAAGAGAUAGAACCACUGGAUGUGAGCCUUAUUCAGAAAGAUGUUCCACUGACAACAAUAGAUGCUAUGAAACGAACUAUUUCAGGCAUGUUGGGCUUACUACCAUCUGACCAGUUUCAAGUAUAUAUUGAGGCUUUAUGGGAGCCACUUUCAAAGUUGUUGAUUUCUUCAAUGAUGACCGGAUAUACUUUGAGAAAUGCUGAAUACAGGCUUUGCCUAGAGAAGAAUCUCGAUAUGCAUGAAGAAAACCCCGAGCACCCAAUAGCGGAGGGUUCCGAACUUGAUGUGCCAGAAAUUUUACUUGAUAGUGCAAAAAAGAUCGACUUUACAGGGAAAAAUGAGUUGCCAUCCAAAUUUGAAAAAAUUCCAGAAGACACAGGUGGGGAGAUAGAUAUUAAAGGGCUUGGUGAUAUUCCCCAUGAAGCUCAACAGUAUAUUCUUCAUUUGCAGUCUCGAUUAUCAUCUGCCAAAAAGGAACUUCAUGAAGUCAAGAGGAAGAAUGCUGCUCUCCAAAUGCAACAAUUUGUUGGGGAGGAAAAGAAUGAUUUGCUGGAUUACUUGAGAUCGCUCCAACCGGAGAAGGUAGCUGAGCUUUCAGAACCUACAUCUCCUGAACUAAAAGAAACAAUUCGCUCUGUUGUUCAUGGUCUCCUUGCAACCUUGUCUCCGAGGAUGCACUCUCAGCCUCCCCCUUCAUCGGAGAACACCUCAGUUGGAAAAGCAAGCGCUGUCAAUGAAGAUUGUGCUGAACUUGUGGAGAACACUUCGCUGCACUUCCAGCCACUUAUCUCGUUAACCAGAGACUACCUGGCACGCCUACUCUUCUGGUGCAUGUUGCUGGGGCACUAUCUCAGAGGCCUCGAGUAUCGAUUGGAGCUCGUGGAACUUCUCUCAUUGACAGCUGAAGCUGAAACUGAUGUCCCUGGCAGUGAACGAGUCACUUGAAGGUUCUCGUCGGAGGGGAGUUUUCUCGAAUAUUGUUUAUUGAUUCCGCUCUGUACAGAAGACUCUAAUGCGGUACUAAAUACGAAAUAUAGGCCAUGAAAAUGUACAUCGGUGGAGUGAUGGUCAGGUCCUAUUCCGUGUGCCAAGAGGAUGAUUCUGCUUAGAAAUGUUAAUAAAAUUCUCAGCCUUGUCAGUUAUGGUGGCAAUAAUUUUUGGAAA